AUGAUCGUGAGGGAGCCGGACGGCCCACCACCGGCCAAGAAGCGCAGGGCCGAGGCGCCAGAGGCGCCGGUUGACGGCCUGUCCGAGAAAGACCUGGUCAAAUGCAGCAAGACCAUGAGCUACUGGCUGCGGCAUGCCACGGCGGCAGUGGACGCCGGUGGCUGGAUGGCCAUUCAUGAUGUCGCUGAGAAGUGCGGCCAGAGCGUGCUUACCGUCAAGACGGCCGUGGCACGCGACAACAAAAACAGAUUCCAGCUCUCGGAGGACGAGUUGUUCGUGCGAGCGCGCAAGGGACACUCCACCUCCAAGGGCAAGAAGUGCGCCGGCCCUUCCGGCAACGGGGAAGUGGAAUGA
This is a messenger RNA of Symbiodinium natans, 354 nucleotides long. The record is from the annotation of a GenBank genome assembly. NCBI's taxonomy places the organism in Eukaryota, Dinophyceae, Suessiales, Symbiodiniaceae.